UUGAACCUGUGCAGGAUUAAUGGGAGCAAUAAAAUGCUCCAAUAAAUUUUGCCUUGGAUAAGCUGGAAAUUUUUCAAUGGUUUAUCAAAAACAAAAACAUAAAUAACAAUUGUAUCAUCUGAAGUCCCAGACACGACCUUGGCCCCCUCAACUCGACCAUUCUUUUGUUCGAUGAAGCUCCCAAGAGGAAGUGUCCUUUUAAGGCGGCGUGUUUCAUGACGCUCUGCUGCCCUCUUCUGGUCGUAGACACCAUUACAGCUAUUUACGCUUAAGCCCUUUUCCAAUGCGCUUCUCAUGGAAAACAAAAAGGACGUGGGAAAAAAAAAAAAAGGGAGGGCUGCAGGUGCAGAUAAUGGGAAGAUGUUUGGGGAUAAAGUGGCCUUGGGAGACGAGAGCCGGGCAAAGACAACCUUCAGUUGUCUCUCAUAACUUGGCAACAUGGACAAGAAGGUGGUUUUGAUCACUGGCUGCUCGUCCGGCAUCGGCCUCAGCUUGGCAGUUCGUUUGGCUUCGGACCCGGAACAAACAUUCAAAGUGUACGCCACCAUGAGGAACCUGGCCAAGAAGGAGCGUCUUCUGGAGAGCGUCAAAGGCCUGCACAAGGACACGCUGGACAUUCUUCAGAUGGACGUCACAGACCGCCAGUCCAUCCUGGACGCCAGGGACAAGGUGGCCGAGAAGCGAGUGGACAUUCUUGUCUGUAAUGCCGGUGUGGGUUUGAUGGGUCCCCUGGAGGCUCACUCUUUGGACUCCAUGAAGCAAAUUCUGGAAGUCAACCUUCUGGGCACCAUCCUGACCAUCAAGGCCUUUCUGCCCGGGAUGAAGGCUCAGCGCGGCGGUCGUAUCAUGGUCACUGGCAGCGUUGGAGGCCUUCACGGUGAGGACCGAUCUGAAUUUCCCGCAUUGGUCGUUCUGAAUCAAACUUGUUCCACAGGCCUUCCAUUUAACGAGGUCUACUGCGCCAGUAAGUUCGCCAUCGAAGGGGCGUGCGAGAGCUUGGCCGUUCUCCUGCAACAUUUCAACAUCUAUGUUAGCCUGAUCGAGUGCGGACCUGUCAACACCGACUUCCUGGUAAACCUGAAGAAGGCGGAGCUUGGCGAUCCGUCCCUGCAGCAGGUGGACGCGCACACGCUGGACCUCUACGAGAGAUACCUGCAGCAUUGCAGUCAUGUCUUCCAGAACGCAGCCCAGGACACAGAGGACAUUGUAAAGGUAUUUUUGAAUGCCAUGCAGUCGCCCAGCCCGGCCUUCAGGUACUUCACCAGUGGGACGGUGCCUCCUCUGACCGAGCUGAAGGUGACACAGCCCGACGGUCUCCGGUACAUCAGCGCCAUGAGCAAACUCGUUUUCUCGCCCGACGAGCAAUGACCUGGGCGCGUUGUCCGUCAAUUUGCAGUUCGCGGAAAUGAAUCUGACUCAUCGCUGUUGCGCAACUAGAAAGCUCGAAGUUCCCCCGAAGACAGAUAUUCAACAUUAAAUCCCUUUUCGUAAAUAGUAAUCAAUGAUAACAUUUAGAAAAGUCAUAGAAAUGACUUUUGGUGAGCUGAAU
Syngnathus acus (greater pipefish) is the source of this 1549-nucleotide messenger RNA. RefSeq names its product hydroxysteroid (17-beta) dehydrogenase 1 (gene hsd17b1). The transcript has 5 exons. The record is from RefSeq and is a predicted model, not a curated record. Gene Ontology annotation, cellular component: cytoplasm. NCBI's taxonomy places the organism in Eukaryota, Metazoa, Chordata, Actinopteri, Syngnathiformes, Syngnathidae. Gene Ontology annotation, biological process: estrogen biosynthetic process. The coding region runs from base 439 to 1368 and encodes 309 amino acids. Gene Ontology annotation, molecular function: estradiol 17-beta-dehydrogenase [NAD(P)+] activity.